Molecule: messenger RNA, 1773 nt
Organism: Elephantulus edwardii (Cape elephant shrew)
Lineage: Eukaryota; Metazoa; Chordata; Mammalia; Macroscelidea; Macroscelididae
Gene: NPAS1
Product: neuronal PAS domain protein 1
Exons: 11
Coding region: 1-1773 (590 amino acids)
Biological process (GO): regulation of transcription by RNA polymerase II
Molecular function (GO): protein dimerization activity; DNA-binding transcription factor activity, RNA polymerase II-specific; RNA polymerase II transcription regulatory region sequence-specific DNA binding
Source: RefSeq, a predicted model, not a curated record
AUGGCGGCGCCCUAUCCCAACGGUGCCUCCGGCGGCGAGGUCAAGUAUGGCGCUGGAGGAGGGGGCGGCGUCCCGUGGGACUUUCUGCCGGGGCUCGUGGUCAAGGCUCCGCAGGGACCCUGCUUGCAGGCUCAGCGCAAGGAGAAAUCCCGGAACGCGGCGCGCUCGCGGCGCGGGAAGGAAAACCUGGAGUUCUUCGAGCUGGCCAAGUUGCUCCCGCUGCCCGGCGCCAUCUCGAGCCAGCUGGACAAGGCUUCCAUCGUGCGCCUCAGCGUCACCUACCUCCGCCUGCGCCGCUUCGCAGCUCUGGGAGCGCCGCCCUGGGGGCUAAGGGCCUCGGGGCCUCCGCCCGGCCUGACCCCAGCCCGCAGGGCCUCCGCGGCGCUGGCCUCGGAUGUGUUCGAGCAGCACCUGGGAGGACACAUUUUGCAGUCCCUGGACGGGUUCGUCUUUGCCCUGAAUCAGGAGGGGAAAUUCCUUUACAUCUCUGAGACGGUCUCCAUCUAUCUGGGUCUCUCACAGGUGGAGCUGACGGGCAGCAGCGUCUUUGACUACAUUCACCCAGGGGACCACUCCGAGGUGCUGGAGCAGCUGGGGCUGCAGGUCCCCAUGCCCGGACCCCCGACCCCGCCCUCCACCUCUUCCUCAUCUUCUUCCUCCUCGCUUGCGGAGACCUCUGAGAUCGAGGCCAGCCCUGCCCUGGUGUCUGCAGCCCCCCGUGUCCAGGAGCGCUCCUUCUUCAUCCGCAUGAAAUCCACCCUCACCAAGCGGGGUCUGCACGUUAAAGCCUCAGGGUACAAGGUUAUCCACGUGACCGGGCGCCUUCGGGCCCGCGCCCUGGGCCUGGUGGCGCUCGGCCACACGCUGCCCCCGGCCCCACUGGCGGAGCUGCCACUCCACGGUCACAUGAUCGUCUUCCGCCUCAGCCUGGGUCUCACCAUCCUCGCCUGUGAGAGCAGAGUCAGCGACCACAUGGACCUGGGACCCUCGGAGCUGGUGGGUCGCAGCUGCUACCAGUUCAUCCACGGCCAGGACGCGGCCAGCAUCCGCCAGAGCCACCUGGACCUGCUGGACAAGGGGCAGGUGAUGACCGGAUAUUACCGCUGGCUGCAGCGCACUGGGGGCUUCGUGUGGCUGCAGUCUGUGGCCACGGUGGCUGUGAGCGGCAAGAACGCCGGGGAGCGCCAUGUGCUCUGGGUCAGCCACGUGCUCAGCCAAGCUGAGGGGGGCCAAACGCCUCUGGAUGCCUUCCAGCUUCCGGCCAGACUGGUCAGUGACAACCCAUCCAGCCCAGAGCCAGAGACCACAGACCCAGAUCCGCCAGCAGAUGGGAAGUCCAAGGCGCCCCAGGACCAGGAGGAGCCCCCCCUGACCCGGGGCACACGCAUAAAAGUCGAACCCAGCCGAGGGGAGACUAACGACCCAGAGGACAGUGGGGACGAAGCACCGUCCAGCCACCCGGCCCGGUUGCAGGCCGAGUUCACCUCUGUCAUCCGGGCAGGUGCCCUGAAGCCGGACGUGGUGCGGCCCUGGGGUCUGGCGCUUCCCGGGGAGCCCCCCGCAGCGGUGUUCCACGCGGGCUUCCUGCCCCCCAGUGUGCGGGGUCUGUGCACGCCCGGCGCCAUCCGCUAUGGACCCGCGGAGCUGGGCCUCAUGUACCCACACCUGCAGAGGCUGGGCCCGGGGCCCGCACGCCCCGAAGCCUUCUACCCCGCCCUGGGCCUGCCCUACCCCGCGCCCGCGGGCACUAGGGGGCAGCGCAAGGGAGACUGA